CCAACAUAAGCUGAUCGCGGACCGAUGAUCUACGUCUGACGGUCCGGCCUGAGAUAGACUGAGUUAAGGACCCGGUGAGAGCGAACAAGUAUCACAAUGGUAUCGAUCUCGACCGGAGGAGGAAAGAAUCUGUUCAGCAUGAGAACGUACACAGCUCUGACGAUGAGCGCGAUUAUGCUGACAAUUAGUCUCACCAGUGCGGAAAAGAUCGACACGCCUAUCCCGUGCGGAAACACGUCAGAUUGUAGGAGCAUGCUGACACUUCCGAGAGAUGCUUUUUGCAAGGACGGAUAUUGCAUGUGCCCGAAUGUAGAUAACGGAGUUAAAUUCUGCUCAAGCAUUCAAGCGUUUAUGCACGAAAAUAAAAUCCCAGGCCCGCUAUUCUAUCGAACAUGCAAACACAAUCAAGACUGUAAAUACGAGGGCGGAUUUUGUAACAGUACUAUUAGUCAGUGCGAUUGCGUGAAGGAUUACGUGCCGGCGAAGAAUAAGCAACAUUGUGUCCAAAAGGUCCGUUCGAUCGAUGCUUCUUGCACAGAUGAAAAUCAGUGUUUAGCGUUUCUGGCGAACACCACUUGUGAGGCUAAUAAAUGCGUUUGCGUAUCCGGUUAUUAUUACAUAGACAAUGCAUGUUGGAGAAUGGCCGGAUACAGGCGACCUUGCACGAAAAAUCAGGAAUGCUCGCAUAUUGAGGGUGUGAUCUGUACAAAAGAUAUGAAGUGCGAAUGCGCGUCCGAAUCGGUCCUGAAUAUGGACGGCAAGAGAUGUCUGAUGGCUGCGAUAAAGAUUCAGGACGAAUGCACGGAAUCGGUACAGUGCUCGGCGACGUUCGAAAACUCAUUGUGCCUCGACAAAAAGUGCCAGUGCGAAUCGGAUUAUCAUUACGAGCACGAUUUGGCGAGGUGUUUUCCCAACAGAGCUCUCGACGAUGGUUGCGCGAAUAAUUACGAGUGCUAUCAAGCCGAGGAUUACGAGGAGAAUGAUUCGCCGAUCAAGUCUGUGAUGUGCGAGGCUAACAAAUGCACGUGCGUCAAGAAUCUUGUCAGGCAAGAGGAUAAAUGCGUGAGUGCCGGUUCAUCGUUCGGUACGUCAAUAAUCGUUUCUGUGAUAACGCUACUUUGCAGCACUUUAGUCUUGUAAGAUACAAUCUUCCCGCGAAGUAAACACGCGAUAUCGUUGCAAGUCAGCAGAGGUAAACUUUUGAUAAUUCCAAUAUUAUGUAUAUAUUUGUAAGAAAAAUUUAAGAAGGGAACACACAUUGGUGAAACGCAAACAGAGGCGCUGUUGUGUCUAAGGCAAAUAUUUGUAUUAUUACGAAAACUGAGGAGGGUCGCAAAUUUCUCACAAAUAAUAGAAAUGUUGCUUUAACGUGCGCGAAACUUGGACAAACAGUGCCUAACAAAUCAAGAUGCAUGCGAUUGCAUGAAUUUCCUAUGUAAAUUGUAAUUCACACGCGCGUGUAUGCGUGUUCGUAAGAUUGUCGCGAUGACAGUUCAAGAA
Formica exsecta is the source of this 1500-nucleotide messenger RNA. RefSeq names its product prion-like-(Q/N-rich) domain-bearing protein 25. The transcript is spliced from 7 exons. Bases 97 to 1140 code for a protein of 347 amino acids. The record is from RefSeq and is a predicted model, not a curated record. Lineage: Eukaryota; Metazoa; Arthropoda; Insecta; Hymenoptera; Formicidae.